AUGCUCUCAGGCCUUCGUAACCAACACUACUACCCCUACCAACCUACUUCUAAUCUUCACGGCCCGCGUGGACUUUCGAGUCCUCUUACUCCAAGAGACAGGCUUCUCGCAUCCCUGGCAGAAGCUGAAGCCGAGUUUACUGCCUCCGAAGCUGAAAGGUUUCAGCGCGACGAGGAGGAACUCCUCCUUCGUCGUCGUUUAAAUGAGAUUCAGUCCGAGAGACGUUUCAGUUAUACCGACUGUGUCCCACGAAGCUCCUUUGAAAAUCAUUCUCCCCUCCACCGUCGCUACCCUCAUCUUGAGGACUUCGACUACGGUACUUCCCCUCAUGAUCGUCUUGCUGCCCUCCGUCUCGAACUACAGAAAGAGGAGCUAAGGAUUGCUAGGGAGAGGAAACAGGCUCGGGAGAGCGAGGCGUUGAGAAACAAGGAACUUCGAGAGGCGGAGAGGCUGACACUGUUGAGAAAGGCAGAGGAGAAUCGCCUUGAGCUGCUCCGACAGCAGCGAGAACAGGAAGAGCAGAAGCUACUCGAGCUUCGUCUCGCUCAACGACUGGUAGCGGAACAUAACCGCUCCGAUACCGAGACUGCAAGACGUCCGACUGUUCGAUAUGUAGUCGAUUCUGCCCCAAAGGAGUUGCAGCACUGUCAACCGCCUAAACGUGCCAGCUGUGGUUCCGCCAACAGCAGAAACGACUUGAAGGACGCUCAGCAAGUUUUGCAUCUUUUGUGUGGUAGCCAAAGAAAAGCUGCAGAAGAGAAGAGGUGCAAAGAAGCCCCAAUGACCACGCCCGAAGAGUUUUUCAACCUUUUGUUUGGAAGGAGCAUGCAACAAGAGCGGAAAUCGGUCACUCCCUCCACUGGCACGGGUUCGGGUGUACUGAAAGUGGUGAAACAACAGGAAUCCGUCAAGCCUACCUCGUCUUCAGAAAACACAUCCAAGGCGACUGCAUCCGCAUCCUCGAACUUGACACCUGCUGAGGAGUUCCGGAAAGUUUUACUCGAACAGAAAGGGGCUCACACGUCCUCUCAAGAUGGAAAGCACGUCGCAACUCCACAGGAUUUCUUUAACAUGCUCUUCAAUGCAUCUGCUCCUGAGAGAUCCGUCACAGGUGAAUCAUUAAACAGUACGAAAUCCUCGACUCAACAACCUACAAACACUACGAUCCCCAAUCACCCAGCCUCUCCAUCCAACCUGAGGGACCAGCUUGAAGCGAGGCUCAACAACGACGAGGGUACUGAGAUCAGAGAUACCAUUCAAGCUAUCUUAGCUUCUCUAGCCGACGCCGCCACCUAUAAAGCCGAGCCUGUUUCUGGCAACUCAAAGCCAAACCCUAUUUCCUCCACUCUCGCUUCAUCUACCGAUUCCCCUGCCGAAAGUGACAGCAAAGGCAAAGGAAAGGUGGAGACCUCACCCACUUCAUCUUCAGAACCCACUUCAAACGACGUUGUCAAGUCCAUGGAAACCGUUCACACGAUUCAAGCUGCGUUUGCCGCUCUCCAACAAGACUUCGUCUUUCCGGCCCAACUUGAUUUUACCCCUACUUCGUCAGCUGCUCCAUCCCCCGUGUCGUCUGAUACGGAAACCUCGACCCCAAGCAUCCUCAAACUGGCAUACACUUCGAGAAAUCAUCCCGUCCGCUACUAUGAACAGAGCUUGUCUGGGCUGUUGGCGCAGUUGGACGGAGUGGAAAGUUUCGGGAAUGUUGAAAUUAGGACUAUGAGGAAAGAAGUUGUUACCAGGGUUGAGGGAGCUUUAGAUGAGCUGGAGAGGGAGGUCGAGGGAAGGUGGAAGGCUCGUGUUGCGAGGCAGGAGAGGGAUAAACCAGCCUUGGAGGACGUUACUGCUGCACCCGGGGAGGGUCUUGAACAGUCCACGACCACUGAAGCAGGGUCUACGGCCUCCCCUAUUCAUAAUGCCGCUGAUGAAUCACAAACGCCCUCGACUCUGUCAACUGAGGAGAAGGCUGGUUCUCAAAGUGAGCGGGCUGUUGUGGAUGUAGGCCAGAAAGAAGUCGAGGUCCCGUCGAAGGGAAACGAUGCGGUCCACGGUGGUCGUCAUGUGGAGAAGUCGGAUGAGCUCAAGGACUCACCGGAGGUUUCUUCUGUUGAACCUGAGGGAGUAGCGGGGCCAGUAAACGGGGAAUCGGAGGAUAUUAUAUCACACAGUGUGGUAGCCUCGUCUGAUCACGAUAACGGAUUCGAAAGCACAUCGGACGUCUAUUCGUCGACUGCAUCCGACACUCAAGUUCCAUCAUUAUCAUCUUAUCCUCCUUCAAAUGAUUAUAUCCUUUUUUACCCACCAACUUCAGGGGUAGCUUCGACGCCAGUAUCCGUGGCAGCCUCUGUUGCAACCAUCCGACCUUGUGAUCUCGACAAAGAGACUACUUCGACUUCAUCCGAAGAGGAGGACGUGGAGAGGGAACAGCGGGGAAGGGACGACGAAUCCGACACUGAAGGGUUUUUACUUUCUGGAGCCUCUCCGACUGAUGAUAAGAAGAACAAGACACAAGUGGAGGUACAGGAGGAGUUUGGAAGUGAUUGGUCUGAGGUGGAGGCAUGA
Molecule: messenger RNA, 2562 nt
Organism: Marasmius oreades (fairy-ring Marasmius)
Lineage: Eukaryota; Fungi; Basidiomycota; Agaricomycetes; Agaricales; Marasmiaceae
Exons: 4
Coding region: 1-2562 (853 amino acids)
Molecular function (GO): protein-folding chaperone binding
Source: RefSeq, a predicted model, not a curated record